AUGAGCAAGAAAACAACAAAAAACACAAAGGAGGUCAGGGAAUACGCGAUUGGCGACUCCGUCUUGGGGAAAAUCCGCGGUUUUCCUCCCUGGCCAGCAAUUGUUGUAGACCCCAAUGAGGCUCCACCCGCCGUUCGCAGCGAGCAGCCUCCCGGGAAGAAAUCUGCAUUUCAGUGCGUUCUGUUCUUCCCAAAGGGAGACUACGCGUGGCUAACACACAAAGACCUGUCUGCCCUACUUCCCCAUGAAAUUGAGGCCUUCCUCGCGGACGACUCAAAAAAACGCAAUGGCGAGCUGCGAGAGGGCUACCAGAUCGCUAGAGACCCGUCGAACUGGAUCCAAGAGCUGCACGAACGGCGUGCGCGGAUGCUCCGUGAGGAGGCCGAGCUCGAGGAGAACGCCCAGGUCGACCAGCUCGAGUCUGAGGGUGAUGGCGACGACGGCGAGGGCGACUCGACUACAGGGAAGAAGUCCAAAUCAGCAGUAACCAAGAAGCGCAAGCGCGAGUCAGAUGCAGAGGCGCCAGCGAAGGCGAAGAAAGGUCCGAGAGCGAAGAAGGAGGCGGGUGAGCCGAAGAAGCGGGGCGGGGGCAGGAAGAACGGGGCUAAGAGCAAGGCGACGGUCGAGUCGGAGGAUGAAGGCGAGGCGGGCGAGGUGGAGGAUGAAGAGGAUGCUGGUCCGAGCAAGAAGGCUACCCCACCGCCAGCGAAGAGGGCGAAACGCGAGAAAGACGACGAUGGCGACGAUUCAAAAAAUCCCGGCGAUCCUCAAUCCGUGAAAGUUCGAGACUGGCGGCAUAGGCUCCAGAAGACAUUCCUCAGCAACAAGACGGUGCCGAGAGCAGACUCUAUGUCCGAAAUCGAUGAGCUAUUCACGACGGUAGAGAAGUACGAGGAGAUGACGAUUGAACAACUUCAGUUCUCUAAGAUCGGCAAGGUCAUGCGGCACAUAGCAGCUCAGCCAGAAGAGAAAGUACCUCGAGACGGCGAUUUCAAGUUCCGUGCGCGGGCCAAGGCGCUCGUCGACAAAUGGCACCAGAUCCUGAAUGCGAACAAGCCUGCGAAUGGAUCGCCGACCUCGGGGCAAGGGCAGGCGAAUGGGAAGACAUCGGAGAAGGGUAGUAAGGGGGUCAGAGGAGACGGUGUGGAGGAGGAGGUUACGCAGGGGACGAGGAACCUGGAUUUGAAUGGGAAUGACGCUAUCGGCUCGCCUGUGGGCGCUGCAGACACGACGCUGGGCGAUUUGUCGUUGCUGGAUGUUACCAUGUCGGAGGCGGCAUAA
This is a messenger RNA of Cyclocybe aegerita, 1281 nucleotides long. NCBI's taxonomy places the organism in Eukaryota, Fungi, Basidiomycota, Agaricomycetes, Agaricales, Hemipholiotaceae. The record is from the annotation of a GenBank genome assembly.